CAGCGAUAAGUUCGAUUUCAAUUUUCAACGAACCGUACUCGAUAUUUUCGUAGUAUUCACUGUUCGUCCAAUACAAUCGUACUUCGACAGUUCGUCAGUACUCAGUCGGUAGACCUUGAUCGUGUUUGAUGAUUCGACAUUUCCAAUUCUGAAUUCGUAUUUUGUUCUUUGCGAAACCCGUCACACGCGUUAACAUAAAAAUCAUAAUAAUUAAUAAUAAAAAUGACAACAGAAUAAGCAAACCGUACACACCACCAUGGAUGGAAAUGGACUUGCCACCUCGCCGAUACUCGAGGAAACAUUUUACGCGCUGUCAAGAAAGCAGUACUCAUAUAAGGUGUCACUGACGAACGAAGGUCUACACUUGACCAAGAAAAGUGACGAUGGGACUGAGAAAACCGACCUGAUACACAUCCGCGAUAUAAUUGGCUGUAAGUGCAUGCGGAAUAGUGGCAAGUCCGGCCACUGUGCCUGUCGGCCGGUAAAAGGAGGCUCAACAAAAGCCACCAAAGACACCACAACAGAAACAGAUGAGUGUCAGGUGCGAGUGCCGUAUGUAGAGGCCGGUGAUUACAGUGCGUACUUAAGUGUAUAUGCAUAUGUACUGAAGAAUGUUGGGUCUAAGAACGAGAAGCGUGACAAGAUGACUGUCACACUGAGGUUCAGAAACUUCAACAGUUAUGAUGAGAACAACCGAGUGGCAGCGAAGUGGAAAUUGGCCAUCAAAUCACUAUUACGGGCUAGGUGUGAGGACGGUACUAUUGUUGCACCUUCAGACGACCAUUACUUAGGUAAUCAUUUAUUAGUGAUUGUGAAUCCAAAAAGUGGUGUUGGAAAAUCACGUGAAAUAUUUCAACGUAAAAUAGUACCUAUUUUAAAUAUGGCUGAUGUUGACUACGAUUUGCAUAUUACAUGCAUGCAAAAUGAUGCUAGGAACUUGAUGAGAACGAGUAACAUCUAUAAAUGGGGCCGAGGUGUGGUAGUGCUCGGCGGUGAUGGGCUUAUGUUCGAAGUGAUUAACGGUCUCAUGGAACGAUCAGACUGGCAGCGAGCCUUCGAAUAUCUGACCCUGGCCGUCAUACCUGGUGGUUCCGGCAAUGGGAUGGCCAAGUCGAUAAGUUUCGAGACCAACGAACCUUACAAUCCGGAUCCCAUUCUCAUAUCAGCGCUAAACAUUGUCGGCGGUAACAGGUGUCCAAUGGAUCUAGUUAGAGUCGAGACUCUAACACAAGUCGUAUACUCUUUUCUAUCGAUCGGUUGGGGUUUUAUUGCUGACAUUGAUAUAGAGAGCGAGAGACUUAGGAUGAUAGGUAGCCCCAGGUUUACUAUAUGGAGUAUUGCUAGACUUAUUGGUCUAAGGAGUUAUCCCGCCCGAUUGUCGUAUUCCAAAAUUGACAAUCUAGAAACCGAGACCAGAAUGAACAAUUAUGCGAGAGGCUCGUCAGGUGAUUUCCAAGAGGUCAUCGACGACGAACCAGUAUCGAUUGAAUUCGGAAUGGAUCCGUUACAAGGAGACUUCGAAAUACCACGUGAGCGGAUCGAGAGUUUUUCGUCGAUAAUAUCCAAGCGCACGGCGUUCAUGUCUGUCAACGAAGCGCCGAGCUUUUCGUCAAUACCAGACGUAAUCGAGGGAUCCGAAGUUUGGGUGCGCGGACCUAUAUCUAAACUCCCUCCGCUUUCCGAUCCGGUUCCGUCAGACUGGGUAGUCGUUGAAGACGAGUUCGUGAUGAUACAUGCUUCAUAUCUAUCUCACAUAAGCGAAGACGUAAUACUAGCGCCCAAAUCAAAAUUGAAUGACGGUGUGAUCUGGCUGCUUGUUAUUAAAAAUGGAAUAUCCAGAACGACUUUCCUACAAUUUUUGUUGGGCCUGUCUUCCGGAAACCACUUGGCCGUACCCAACGUCGAAAUGAUCCCCGUGCGAGCGUUCCGGCUCGAACCACUGUCGCAAGGCAGCCACCUGGUAGUCGACGGCGAAAAGCUGAAGCACAGUCCGAUACAAGCGGAAAUCAUGCCCGGCAUCACUAACGUGUACGCCCGGCAAAAGUUCUCCUGAUGGCUCGUCUCAGGCGGGUGCGAUCGAACACGACACAAGAGUGAUGAAUACAUUAUUUAUAAUAAUGUAGUUUACGUAAUUUGUUAUUUUUUUAUAAUUUUUUAAAUCCACAGAAAAUUUGUCGAUAUUAUUACCUCGCUCGUAUAAUAUUAUGCAUACCGCGUUGUUGUUUCCCGCCUCUUUUGUUGCUCGAGAGGCGUGUUUUAUAUUUAAUUUAUUAUUAACUAUCAAUAUUUAUUUUGAAUUAUUCGUUCUAUUCGCCACUAGCGACGUUACCAUAAUGUAAUAUUAUAUUUUUUCUCUUUAAAUUAUCCUCGUGUUAUGGGACCAUUUGUUUAUUAGGUGAAUAGGUUGUUAAACGUUACGUUAUAAUUAUUAAGGUCAAAAAAAAUAUGAUAAUUAACAUAUAGUCAAUAAUUACCGUCUUGGUAAAUGAAUAAAUUAUUUGUAUUUUUUCUUCGCUCAAUCUUUAUUGUACCCAGUGCUAACACUAAGUUUUAGGAGGCUCAGGACUGAAUAUUUUACAGUACAUAAAGCACACAUCAACAUAUCAACUAAUAUUAUUAUUUUUAUAUUGUAAUAGCUAAUAUAUAUAUAUAUAUAUGUAAAAAAUAUAUAGUAUAGAUAUUUGGUGUUAUGAACACAGUGUAGAAUAAGAAGAGAUUUUUUCUCACAGAAACAUGUUAGUGCGAUGGCCUGCUUGUCCGUCCUUGAUUGUGCCUAAUCGAGAAUUAUGGAAUUACUUUACAAUUACAAGUCAAUUACGUAUGUCUAUCAUUGUGAUUAUACUUUUUGUACUACUUAAGUUAAAAAAAAAAAUAAUAAUAAAGUUACCAUGAAUUUUAAA
Molecule: messenger RNA, 2900 nt
Organism: Rhopalosiphum padi (bird cherry-oat aphid)
Lineage: Eukaryota; Metazoa; Arthropoda; Insecta; Hemiptera; Aphididae
Gene: Sk1
Product: sphingosine kinase 1
Exons: 9
Coding region: 257-2053 (598 amino acids)
Biological process (GO): sphingosine biosynthetic process
Cellular component (GO): cytoplasm; intracellular membrane-bounded organelle; membrane
Source: RefSeq, a predicted model, not a curated record